AUGAUCACUACCCAGAACGAUAAUGCGGCUGACGCGAUGGUGCCAAUUAUAGCCGGAGCUUACGGACUCGAUGGACUCGCGAGGUUCGUUCUUGAAGCUGGAAAGAGCCCAGUAAAAGACCUGCCACCACUUUAUAAAAAAUUUCAUGAUGCGCAGACAAAGUUGUGGAAGAAGAAAGGUGAAGACGAGUUGUUUUCAUUGUUAAAGUUUGAUGAGUUUGGAAAGAAGGAAACCAACUCCCCUGUUGGAGACAAGAAAACCAAACCGCUGCUUGGAGAGAAUGAAAGCCUUUUUGAUGACGAAGUCUUUCAAAUGUGGUGGAAGUUUGAAGUGGACAGAAAAAAACACCUGAUGGAUGGUGGGUUACUCCAAGACGCACCCAGCUCAACCGAACAGUGUGUUAGAGCAGUUGAAGCUGAACCAACGUGCCCCUUUGAUAGAAUCCUUGAUAAUCCGGAAGCAGACGUUUUGUUUUGGCGUUGGAAACGAGAACGGGAGGAUAAUAGAGAAAAAAGAAUUUCAAACAAGGAAGGCGACGAUCUGGCCAAAGCAAUCAUAGAAGCCCAUCCAGAUAAGAAUAUACUGGUGGCCAUAAGACUUUUCUUUAUGAAGAAAAAGACUUACUUGAUUGAUACGCGCAAAGUGUUGCUGGCGGAAUUCUAUCAACAGUUGGGAAAUAAGCACGGCUUUACGAAAUCCCUAACCAGAGAAGUUAAGAAAGAGCUGGCGAAGAACGAGGUUAUUUAUACACCACAGAAGAAAUGUGAUGAUUGGAUUGUAAAUGAAAUUGCGAAUGGUGUUGAAAACAACUAG
Molecule: messenger RNA, 813 nt
Organism: Peronospora belbahrii
Lineage: Eukaryota; Oomycota; Peronosporomycetes; Peronosporales; Peronosporaceae
Source: the annotation of a GenBank genome assembly